Messenger RNA from Ipomoea nil (Japanese morning glory), 474 nucleotides. RefSeq lists its product as uncharacterized. Bases 1 to 474 code for a protein of 157 amino acids. The record is from RefSeq and is a predicted model, not a curated record. Lineage: Eukaryota; Viridiplantae; Streptophyta; Magnoliopsida; Solanales; Convolvulaceae. The transcript has 2 exons.
AUGGCUGAGUGCAAACCUUUCUCUACCCUUAUUUCUACUUCGAAAACCGUGGUCUUUGAUACAACAUUGUACGAUGAUCCUACACAGUACAGGAGUUUGGCUGGUGCAUUACAGUACUUAACUGUCACUCGUCCUAAUCUUUCCUUUUCAGUCAAUCAGUUGUGUCAACACAUGCAUUCUCCUACAGUUUCACAUUGGGAACAAUUAAAAAGAGUUUUGAGGUAUGUUAAAGGAACUAUUACUUUUGGUUUACGAGUUAGAAAGUCUUCUUCAAGGGAAAUUAAUGCAUUCUCUGAUUCUGACUGGGCUGGUUGUCCGGGGGACCGAAAAUCUACAAGUGGCUUUGUUGAACGCCAUUGGACUUCUCCUGCCAUGGCUGCAACAUUACAGGCAUUAAUUAAUACUCCUCAGUUUGAUAUAUUGAAACAGGCUCUUAGAAUUGCACCUAGGCUUCUUGAUGUCAUUUUGCUAUAG